This is a messenger RNA of Lytechinus variegatus (green sea urchin), 7731 nucleotides long. RefSeq names its product calcium/calmodulin-dependent protein kinase type 1D-like. The coding region runs from base 1 to 1014 and encodes 337 amino acids. Gene Ontology annotation, biological process: protein phosphorylation. The transcript has 9 exons. The record is from RefSeq and is a predicted model, not a curated record. Gene Ontology annotation, molecular function: ATP binding; calcium/calmodulin-dependent protein kinase activity; calmodulin binding. NCBI's taxonomy places the organism in Eukaryota, Metazoa, Echinodermata, Echinoidea, Temnopleuroida, Toxopneustidae.
AUGGCAUGCUAUAUAAUUGUGUGUUUCUUGUUUUUUUCUUUAUCCAGAGGUGCUUUUUCAGAGGUUGUGGUAGCAGAGGAUAGAAAGAGUGGAGAGUACAGAGCUAUAAAAUGCAUUGAGAAGAAGAAAAUCAAAGGAAAAGAGGACACACUGGAGAAUGAAAUUGCAAUCUUAAAGCAAAUAGAUCAUCCAAACAUAGUGGCACUAUUGGACAUAUUUGAAGACAAGUUGCAUGUAUAUUUAGUUAUUGAAUUAGUAUCAGGUGGAGAACUAUUUGAUAGGAUUGUGGCCAAAGGUAAUUACACAGAAAAAGAUGCCAGUGAGAUAGUCAGACAGAUACUUGAAGCUACAACAUACAUCCAUAGCAAAGGAAUUGUACAUAGAGACCUUAAGCCAGAGAAUCUACUAUUCUAUAGUCCUGAUGAAGAUUCAAAAAUCAUGAUCAGUGAUUUUGGGUUGUCAAAGUUUGAGAGUCAGGAGGGUAUGUCAACAGCCUGCGGCACGCCCGGUUACGUAGCACCAGAAGUUCUGAGGCGGAAGAAUUAUGGGAAGGGUAUUGACAUCUGGUCAAUAGGUGUUAUCACAUACAUUCUAUUAUGCGGUUAUCCUCCAUUUUAUGAUGAUAACGACGCCGCGCUCUUUCAGCAAAUCAUGAAAGGGGAGUAUGAAUUCGACUCUCCAUAUUGGGAUGAUAUCUCAGACUCAGCUAAGGAUUUUAUCGGGCAUUUAAUGGCUUUGGAUCCAGAUGAUAGAUAUACAAGUGAAGAUGCCAUUAGACAUCCCUGGAUUUCAGGAAAUGCAGCUCUUACUAAGAAUAUCCAUUCAGUAGUCAGUGAGAACAUCAAGAAAAACUUUGCAAAGACAAAAUGGAAGCAAGCCUUCAAUGCCACAGCAGUGGUCAGACACAUGAGGAAGCUAGGGCUAGGUGACGUGAAGGCACAAUUACAAAAGAAGGAAGAAGAGAACAGCAGGUUGGAGGAGAGCAACAACCAAGAAGCCUCUUCAGAUAGUUAGCUAUAUCAUCGCUAUGGCAACCCAUCUCAUACCCUCCAAACCCCCUCCAUAGCAUCCUGUUUGAUCCUUGCAGCUCAAUCCACCCUGGAACCACAGUCCUCCAGAAUAGUCCUCCCUGCAUACAGCCUACUCAAGACUCUUGAGAGAGCUUUGUCCCGUCCUGGAUAAAAUGUGAACUGAGAUUGUGUAAAGCCACUUCCUGUUGCAUUGAGCUGUCUGGAUCCAACCUUCCAAAAUAGCUGUCUGAAUUAGCAUGUGUGCUAGCAUUAUGCAGCCUUCAACCAGCAAGCACUUAACUAUUUUUACCAUCUAAGAUGAGACAAAGGGAACAUAUCAAUUGGAAUCCCCAUCAUGGUGUUGUUGUUACCCUUUUCCCGAAAGGGUUUCUAAUAAAAAAAAAUCUGAUUUGGAACAUUCAACCAUUUAUUUUACAAGAAUAGAUUUCAUUUGUAGAGGAAGUUUUCCCGACAAUAAAUUUGUGAUAAAAAAAGGGAAAAAUUAUAGAAAAUAUAUUGGUAGAGGUUUGACAAAAAUCAAUUACAGAAUAAGAGGGUUAGGAUUUUAAUUUUUUUCAGUUUGUGAUUUCUUAUGCGGGUAAGCAGCUGCCUAUCAUGGCAUGUAAUAAUUACAUUUAUUCUUAUUUUUAAUGGUUUAUGAAGACCGAGAAUAGAACUAGAUAUGAAAUUACAUCUCUGAUGAUAUAAUGAAUACACAAAUAAAAUCAAUUUUAAUUUUCUGAGAAAAUUGCAUUUCAUGGAAUUUAUAUCACAUGACACAAGGGGGGGGGGGGAGAUGCUUGCAUGCUUGUGACAUCACAAAAUCAAAACUUUAAAAAUCCAUAACUCUGUUAUAUGAUUUGAUGGAUUUUGGCAAAGUUUAACCAAGAUUUUGUUUUUAAUCCAAACCAACGUAGCUCAUGGUAAACUUCCUUCAAUGAUUCAUAAUGGUUAAUAGGGAAAGAUACAAUUUUUGAAAGAAAACAAAAGCCCAACUCUCUGUACAUUAAACUGUUAUGUAUUACCAAUCAAAAACAUACAGCUGAUGUUAAGUGAAGGAUGGUCAAUUUGAGCCAUGCUUAUGAAGCAAAGUAUAUACAUUGUUCUGUGAGAAUGCACUUAACAAUUGAGAUGUCAUUUCAAAUGGCAUUUUCAUAAGGCAAAGGAGGUGAAAUGUUAGCUUAUGAGCAAAAUAAGUUCAUACCUGUUAUAAUCUGAUCUACAAAUCAAACAGUGCUUGAUGUCUUUUGUUAUAUUUUCUUUCCAUUAUACUAUAAAUAUAGUGAAAAGUAGUUGAUUAUGGAAUUUGGAUGGAUUUUCAUGAAAAUGGCCGUUGUAUUCUUAUCUCUCCCUUAAUUUUCACAUAAACAACACCCUCUGUCACAAAUAAUGUAUGCUGUUAUUUCAUUUUAGUCCCAGAGCAGUUAUGUCCAGGUUAUAUGUAUCUCUUCUUGUAAAUAUUGUGUUGAAUAUAACUUUUGGGGAAUGGAUUUUCAAGAUUGGAAUGACAAAUGUUUAGAAAGUUUUAAAAGUGAAGGUCCCUUUUUCUAUGUCACACUUGUCGCUUUUUCAUGUCUCAGACUAUUCAGUAGUCAUAUAGGCUUUCAAUUGAUUUUGCAUUGCAUACUUUAGCAUAUUAGAAUUUUUCUUCCUGACUUAUGCAUAUUUUUUUGUUUUUGAAUGAUUAUUGUUGGUCUAUUCAUUCCAGUCAACCAUUUGAAAGAAAGAACCUAUCAGGAUUUUACCUGGUAGUUUUUUUUUCUGUCCGUGCUGUUUGUAGAGCAGCAUUGCAUAUAGAACAAAGUAACCUCUUAUCUUUCUGUCUUUAUCUCUCUCUCUCUCUCUUGUGCUCCACUUAGUGAGUCUCUUUAUCCAGACUACAGAAUCCUUUUCUCACCAAAUCAUUGUAUUCUUCUCUUAGGCUUUGUAGUUAACACCAGAGGUAUGUGCAAAAUGAGUGCCUUGCGGCGAGUGUUUUUGUGAUUAUAAUUAACUUUUUAAAGUGUCAGUAUUACAGAACAAGUAAAGAGGAAAUGAAUUUAUUCUUGAUUUUUUUUUCUUCAAGUACUCUCUUGUUUCCUCUAUUGAAGAAAUGACACUUUGACUUAUAUUUGUAGAUACUAUUGCAUAUUAUGAAGAAGGAAAAAUAAUGUUUUACAUAAAGUUUACUUGACACAUAAACAAUCUCGAUACUCUAUAUAUGCAUUUGGUUUUGUACAUUUUUGGUGAUCAAAAAGUCUUGUUUAUGUCAUAAGUAUAUAUGUUGGAGGUAUAUCAAAGUCUAUUGUGCAAGUCUAUGAAUGGAUUUAUUUGUGUAGAGAGUCGAUAUGAAGUUAUGAUGAUUAUGAUUGUCUUUUGAUGACAAAUGAUUAUUUAAGUGUUGUAAUUCUAAUGGAUAGUUGUACCGUGCAGUUUUCCUUUAUACAGUCUUAACCAUUGUGCAUAAUUGUGUGCUAUCAAGAAGAAAUAAAAAAUUCAAAACUAACUUAAAGCUAAAAUGAUUAUAAAUGUAAACAUAAUAUUCAUUCACAAGAGGAUUGUUUCUCACUGGUAAAUUGGAUGCACAGAAUUGAAACCUUGUGAAUGAGCUAAGAUAUUUUGUAUCAUAGUAGGACAGUCUGCCUUUUUUAUUGGGCAGAUUUGUGAUUUUUAUGAUAAAGAGAAGAUUUGACUGUUUUCUUCCACAGGUGUCUUGUCAUUUUCCACUCAUUUUGCUCCCCAAAGUGAUUUUUUUUACUCUUUCCAUUUUGUAAAGUCCAAUUUAUUUGUUGAAAGAAAAUUAGAUGUCUCAAGGAUAGUAUCCAUUGUUAGAAUACAUUGUAGAAUAUCAAUCUUUUUCAGAGGUACAUAAGACAAAUACAUCUUUGACAAUUUAAAUAAACAUAAUUCAGUUUAUUGUAGUUUAAGGUUAAGCAGAAACAUCUCCAAAUCAUAAUACUGUCUUUUUAAUUCUUUAAUUCUCUUUGACCUCUUCAAUACUUGACACCUUAAACUAUUGGAACUUUACCAGUAGAGGUUUGUCGAAAUAAAAUGAAAAAAAAACACUCAGUGAUUAUGCACCAAGUGCACAGAGCACUAAAGACAGUCUGUCAAUACAAUGAAUUCUGAAUCCCAACUCUCUUUAUCAAGCAGGAUUUAUAGACAUAUAGUCUUCAAUUACUAUUUGGAGAUACAUUGUAGUUUGCCCACCACAGAUGUAAAUACCAGGCUUCAUUUUAUCUCAUUUCAUUAAGAAGGAAUUUUCUGGAGAAUUUCACCAUGAACACUGUCAUCAGUCUACUAUGCAUUGUAUGUAUUCUUUCCAUUUAUCUGCCAAAGGUUGUAGACUGCAGUAGUAUAUUCCAAGAGGGAUUUUCAGACAGAAGCUGGAUAAAAUUCUUGAUAUUUUAAAAGAUAUUUUAUGCACUGUAGUAAACACUUGCCUGGAUCUGCAGUGAGUAAUCUUGGAGCCUGAUUAGAAUAUGAACUUCAUACAUUAUGGAUCCCCUUGACAAGUUACCUGUUUUAAUUGCUAGGUCCAAGAUAUUAAACCAUCAGUCCUGUGGGUGGAUGCAUGCUAAUAAGUAAAGCAGACAUUAAAAACCAUGCAACCAAUUGUGGUUUCACAAUGAUUUUCCAGUGUUCAUUCAUACCAAGACUGAUGGCACCCCCGGGCACACCCACCCACAUGCAUACACAUUCAUGGUAGAAAUAAAGGAUAUGGUUUUCAGAAAAGUGUGUCACUAAACCAAGGACUUUUAUGCAUAUGAAUCUUAUACAGUGAGAAAUUGUGUGAUACUUAACUAUACACCUCCGGACAUCUUAAACAUUGUUGCCAAUCAUGGACUUUUUAACUAUAACCCUAUGAGCAUAAACACUAUAAUUUAGGACUGUUUGCGAUGGGUUGUGUGUCCUAUGUAAAAAUGUUAAGUUCUUCAUUUUCCAUUAUGGGUAAGUAAACACACACCUAAGUCAUAAUCAAGCUGCUCAUGAAAAUGUUUUGAACUUUACAUACGAUUGGAAUAUAAAGUGCCAAGUGACUCUGGUGGGCAACUCAAGAUUUAAACAUAUUCGUAGAUGAGGUGUGUAUUUUGGUCCUUCCCACUUAUGUUAUAUCACAAAUCUCUCAUUCUGGGUCCUUUCUUCAAUCAUGUUUUUUUUUUUUACAGUAGCCAAAAUUGUAAUAUACUACUGAUUAUUUAAUUCAAAAUAUCAUAACAUAUUACUUUUAGUGCAAUUAUAUUUUUAUAUAGUCUUUGGGAUCACAAAGGAACCUUAUAUUCCUUGAGUCAUCAUAAAGAUAUGACUUUGCAGGCAGAUUUUUGAAAAAAAAUCUACAGGAUGAAGUAAACUCAUUAAAAUCUGAAGAAUAGAUGCAUUUACGUAGAUUUAUAGGGUAGAAUAUCUAGGUUUUGCCUAAAUUUUCCUCUAAAACAUAUAGGCAAAUUGCUGUAUUAUAUUCUGGAGAAUUCAAUUUGAUUGAAAGUAUAGCUGCCCUCUUGAUUUUGAGUGAAGAAACAAUGUUUUUACAGAACAGUAUUUUGACGUAUUCAUGUGUUGACAAUGAAUUUUGAUGAUGAAUGUUUUAUAAUUUUGGCAAACACUUCCUCAUUUUGUAAAUAUGUAAACAAACUUAUGAAGGGCCUUUUUGCAGUAGUGUAUAUGGUGACUUUUAAUAGUGUUUUAUUCAUGAUGGAAAGGCUCUUUUUUGCAAUUUACAGGUCAAAUUAUGUCUCUCAUUGCUUGGUUUCACUAUCAUGGAACUGUAUACGAUGGCAAAGUUCAAUACAGCUUUAAGGCAGAUCAGAACUAUGCUGCUUUGAUUUUUUUAAUUCUUCAAAAUUGUUCACUUCCUUUUGUCAAAAGGAUAGUAGAUGCACAAUCCUAUGUGUUCACAUUAUAAGAAUUAUCACUGUAUAAAAUAUUAUAUAAACCACUUUAAUUUGAUAAAUUGAGAUAAAACAAAUACAUAUGCCAAUUCUGAAUGAGUAAAUGCCAUAUAUUGAAAAUAUAUUUUGUGACAAUAAUUUAAUCAAGGUAUAUUUGUUAAUUUCCCAAAUUUUUAGUGCAUACUACAAAAAUGGGUAAGCAUACUUGAAUGUAGAAGGUCCUCAAACAGGUUAUUUAAUUUCAUAAGUACCGUUUAUUGGUCUAUAAAUAAGACCAAUGUUCAUUUUCAAAAAUAAAGAUUUUGCAUUAGUAAUGCUGUUAUCUUGCAAACUAAUACUGCUACUAUAUCAGGUCUCCUGAUCUGGCUCUGAUUCCAGCGACAUAUGUAGUUAUUUCAAUUGACUUUUCAUCUGUGUAAAAGUUCUUAAUGUUGGUUCACAUUGUACAGUAUCCAGAGCAUUGAUGCACCUCACAAGUAUGCAUGUUGUCCAAGCACAUCGAGAACCAGAAGUCAUUAAUUCACUUAUCAUAGCUUCAAUGACCUUUUAGAUCUUAGCAGACAGUGUGAGGCAAUCUUUUUAUCUCUAUAUGUUUUCAUCUUCCUACAAAAAUUGAUUAUAUUUACCAAGUGAUUACAUUUAUGAUUUAAUUUCAUUGACUUGAGUAUAAUUGGUACUUUGAAGUUUUGAAACUAUAAAUGUGCGGGUAACUUGUGUGAGAUUGAAAAUUUAUAUAUAUAUAUUUAUUCUUUUUUUCUUCAAUUUAUAAUGAUAGUGAUUUUUUUUUCACGGGUAAGUUAGGUUUGAUGUUUUGAAAUUUUUACAAUCAAAGUAUAUCAAUUCUAAUUUAAUCAAAUGUAACUCCUGCCAUCAAUAAAUUAUAGUUUAUGCAAAAAAGAACAAUAUUACAUGUACAAAGUAGAAUAAUGUAAUACUUGGUACCCUUCUACCCUCAAAUAAACAACCUUAAAAAUAAACCAAUCAUGAAUUGUUUUCAAUCGUGUUCACUCUUUAAAGUGGUAAUCAGGGAUGAACAUAUAUGAUUUGAUCAGAUAGAGGAAUAUGAGAUGAACAAAACACUGAAAAUUUGAUCAAAAUCAGACAUUGAAUAACUAAGUUAUAACAUUUUAAAGAUUUGCAUUUUUUAGGUGAUAUAGUUUGAUGUGUCUUCAUGAAUAUUCAUUGAGCAAACUGAUGUCAUAUCCCCACUUGCUCUUUUGUAUUUUAUUACAAAAAAAUAUGUUAUUCCAAUUCUGUCCUCCAAGAACUAAAAAAUGGAUUGUAAUCUGAUUGAAUGUAUUAGAUAUUAAUUGCUGAAUCUUAUCUUAUCAGGAAAACAUAUCAUUUAAAUAUGACAUCUAUGAAAAAAGGGGGAAAUAUAUUUCAUGUAUUAAUAACACAAGAAAAGCAAAGUAGGGAUGUGACAUCAGCCCAUCUAAUGGAUAUUCAUGAUAUCAUUAUAUAAGUGGUUGUAGAAAAUAUUGCUAAUCUUUAAAAUACAAUAACUUUGUUACUUGGUAUCAGAUUCUGAUGAAAUUUUCAGCAUGUUGCUCAGUGAAUUAUACUAUAGGAUUUAUGUAGACCUUUAAUAUUCAUUAAAUCAAUUUCUUCUUACACAUGAACUGUUUCUGCAAUCACUCACAUGUUAUCCUUUUGUUUGUCAUUUUUGUCAUUAUGCCAUGGGAAGGAUAAUUUCCCCUCUAUUAUCAAAGUUCAAUAUUGAUGAUUUGAAGUACUUCUUCUAUCUAAGUUAUUGCUUGAUUUUCACUGCAUUUCUUUUUUCUUUGUGAUUGGUUCACAAAUGAGUACAUAUUGUAUAUGUAAAGUGAUCAAAAUUAAAUAAAAACAAUUGA